This is a messenger RNA of Plasmodium malariae, 1005 nucleotides long. Its product is annotated as nucleolar Jumonji domain interacting protein, putative. Gene Ontology annotation, molecular function: protein binding. The record is from RefSeq and is a predicted model, not a curated record. Lineage: Eukaryota; Apicomplexa; Aconoidasida; Haemosporida; Plasmodiidae. The transcript has a single exon. Bases 1 to 1005 code for a protein of 334 amino acids.
AUGUACACCCCCAUUAAGUGCAAGGCUUCAGUUUUUGAUGUCGAGUUUCACCCAAAGCUGGACUUACUAUGUGCUGGUUUGUUUGAUGGGAAUUUAAUAUUAUAUAAAUUGAAAAAAGAUGUAAAACAAAAUGAAGAACAAGAUGUAGAACAUAAUGAAGAUGAAAAAAAAAAAUUUGAAAAAAUAUGGCACAUAUAUAAUCAUGAAAAAACAAUUAGGUGUGUUUCAUUUUCCAAAAAAGGGAAAACAAUUUUAUCAGCAUCCUCAGAUAAUAAAUGUGCAUUAACAGAUAUUACAGGAAAAGUUAUAUGGACCAAUACAUGCCAUAAUAAUUUAAUUAGUUCUAUUUUAUUUACUAGUUUAAAUACCUUCUUAACAGCUGAUGAAAUAGGAGUUAUAAAACACUGGGAUGUGAGAGAUAAAUCAAAAAAACCCAUACAUAAAAUAAAAGUGUAUGAUGAUAUUAUUUCAAGUAUGCUUUUAGAUCAUAAUGAAAAAUCAAUUAUUGUAUCAUCAGGAGGUCAUUUAUCCCAUUUUGAUAUAUUAUAUAAAAAAGAAAUUACUUCUCAUACCAUAUCAAUAGAAUAUAAGGAUGAUUUAUUAUGUUCUCAACUUAUUGCACAUAAUUCAAAAAUAGUAUGUACAACUAUUAAUGGAGAUAUUAUUAUUUUUUCUAAAGAACCAUGGGGAAACAUAGAUGGAAAAAUUAAAGCUAGUAAAGAAAUGAUAAAUACUUUUGUUAAACUGGAUGAAUAUAUUAUUUUAUUUGGUACAUACGACGGAUUAAUAAAAGCUGCACAUUUUCAUCCAAAUAAAGUGGGUGAUAUUAUUGCAAGACAUGAUGCUGCGGAAGGUAUUGAAAAAUUAACUAUUAAUAAAAAAAAAAAUAUAUUAGCAAGCAUUUCACAUGACUAUUCCAUCAACUUUUAUCCCAUUCGAAUGAACAGUUCAUAUAUAUCAGGAAAAUCCAAAAAAAAAAAAAAGCCCUUCUUUCGAGACCUAUGA